AUGGAGUUGGAGUGGGGAGAAGAUCAAGGUGUCGCCGACGACAUAGAAGAUAAAGCAUCUGACGGUGAUGAUGAGUUCGAAGAUCAAGAAGCUGGAAAUUCAGGAGGAGGUACUUUGAACUCAAGUGAGGAAGAAGAAAAUGUAGAUAAUUCGUCUAUGGGUUAUGAGACACCAGAAGCAAGGGAGGCAAGAGAAAGAGGACCCCCAGCUUGGAUGAGUGAUUAUACACCAGGUUCUGGACUUUCUGGUUCGGGAAUUUCAGACUUGGAGUCGCAAGCUAAUAUGGCACUUGUGAUGUCUGAUGAUCCCGCAAACUUCGAGGAUGCAGUAGGAAGUGAGAAGUGGAGAAAGGCCAUGGAUGUAGAAAUUGAGUCCAUUGAGAAGAACAACACAUGGAAACUGGUUAAGCUGCCUGCACGAGUUAAAAGGAUAGGAGUAAAAUGGAUUUUCAAAACUAAAUACAAUGAGGCAGGGGAUAUUGAUAAGUACAAGGCUCGGUUGGUAGCAAAAGGCUGCUCGCAGAGGCAAGGAGUGGAUUUUACAGAAGUUUAUGCUCCGAUGGCUCGAAUGGAUACAAUUAGAGUGAUGCUUGCUCUUGUUGCACAGAGAGGCUGA
Asparagus officinalis (garden asparagus) is the source of this 615-nucleotide messenger RNA. RefSeq lists its product as uncharacterized. The record is from RefSeq and is a predicted model, not a curated record. Bases 1 to 615 code for a protein of 204 amino acids. The transcript has a single exon. Lineage: Eukaryota; Viridiplantae; Streptophyta; Magnoliopsida; Asparagales; Asparagaceae.